Messenger RNA from Rhinocladiella mackenziei CBS 650.93, 207 nucleotides. RefSeq lists its product as uncharacterized. The transcript has a single exon. Lineage: Eukaryota; Fungi; Ascomycota; Eurotiomycetes; Chaetothyriales; Herpotrichiellaceae. The record is from RefSeq and is a predicted model, not a curated record. Bases 1 to 207 code for a protein of 68 amino acids.
AUGGCUGACCUGAACCUAGUUGGUAGUUUCGUUGCCACGGUGGAUCAAUUCUGGGUAGCAUCCCAUGUUGCCAUGGCUUUGGAUCUCCUCCUGCUCCUGGAAAUAUUUGGCCUGACCGAGAACACAGUGUUCUCGUGCCCAACAUUGUCGCUUUCGAACAAAGCCGGUCAGACCUCAAUGCCUGUCGCGAAAGCAUUCAGAGUAUGA